Botrytis porri is the source of this 4017-nucleotide messenger RNA. RefSeq lists its product as uncharacterized. Gene Ontology annotation, biological process: signal transduction. The coding region runs from base 1 to 4017 and encodes 1338 amino acids. The record is from RefSeq and is a predicted model, not a curated record. NCBI's taxonomy places the organism in Eukaryota, Fungi, Ascomycota, Leotiomycetes, Helotiales, Sclerotiniaceae. The transcript is spliced from 5 exons.
AUGCGACCUAAUCGUCUCAAUUCUAGAGCAUCAUCAGCUACAUUAUCCCUCAGACGACAGCAAAAUGUCGCAACCUUAUUCGUAGAUGAUUCUAGUAUCGCUCAAAACUUACUACGAGGCCAAGUAAUCCCUAUCAGAAGAGCAUCCAUCAGAGCACUUCCAUCGGACCCAAACAUUUCAUUAGCUUUAGCAGGGGAUGGCCCUUCGAUCGCCGGCGAGCCUUCAGACGUAGUGCAGCGACCAAGGAUUCGACGCGGUCUUUGCAGCAGUAAUACCUGGACUUCCUCGAGUGCAGGGGGCGAGUCUGAAAAUGACGACUCGGAUGAUCGCACACCCUUCAUAGAAGAAUUCAAUCGAUUAGCGGAUAAGCAUGGCGUACGAAGAUUUAUUCCCAGUGAAUACGAGGAUCUUCCUUGUAUCGAAGAUGGACCUGACAAACACGGUAAUUGGCUAUCCAGAAAGCUCUUCAGACGGACGUCCUCAUCUCAGACGCCCAUUGUUAAAUCCAAGAAAGUAGAACGACGAGAUCUUAAGAAAAUGCGAAGCAUUAGCGAUUCAUUGCGGCUGAAGAGCAGAAAAGACUCACUCAAGGAUAGAGAUUUGGUAGAACUUGUUCGUUUGUGCGGAUCAAGUCUGUUAUACCUUCCAGCCGAAUAUGCUGCGAGCAGCUUAACUUUACCGACUUGCAUUCGUGCUACAGCUCAAUAUUUGAUACAGCAUGCUCCUACCACCCGCGGCGUAUUUCGAGACGAAGGGCAUAUUGCGGGAACAGUAAGAUGUCCGACUUUACCAGACCAUAUAGACUGCGAUGUGCAUGACGUUGCAUCUGCAUUCAAGAGAUUUCUCUCUGGUAUCCCUGGUGGUAUUUUGGGUUCACUUCCAUUAUUCGACGCCCUCGUCUCCAUCCAAACACAUCUUAGGGGUGAUCCAGAAAUGACACGAACAAAGCUUAGUAAGGUUCGAGCGAGACUGAUUGCUUUGUCUAUCUCGACUUUAAGGUCAACAUAUAGGCGGGAACUUAUCUGUGCAGUUCUAGGUUUACUCUGUAUGGUUGGCCGUGCAGCAGAGACAGCGCGAAGGGAAGACGACCGGGGCAGGCCUCUACCUACUUCAGAUCUUAUGGGCUAUAAACCAUUGGGGAUUGUUUUUGGUCCCUUACUUGUGGGCGAUCUACUGGACAACUACAAUAUUCGCUUGGCCAAUGGCCACGGUAGUUUGGUUCUCACUCCUUUGAGUCCACCAAAAACUAAGAAGGAAAGGAAAAAACACAAAAGUGCAGAAGAGGGUGUUACUUUUAAUAAUCUAGUUGACAAAAUCAAGGUUGCCGGCGAAAUCAUGGAAAUGCUCAUCACUCAUUGGCGGGAUGUAGUGCGCCACAUGAAGAAUCUAGAAGCCCUCACAGUCGUUGAGGGAAGCAAAAUUAUGGGUAUUCGGGGGAGGAAACCGCCCAUUUUACGUCCUUCGAUGUCAGAGUCCUUCUCCUUACGGAGGCCUCCCGACUGGACAUAUGACAAACCCAAUAGGAAUGCUGACAGGAGUCAAUCUCCAACUCCGCCACAGCGUAGAACCUCACCUCGUUCGUGUCCAAGGCAUAGUAGUGGGGAUACUACUGAACAGCAGGCCAUUGAACAGCAGGUAAUCGAUGAUCACGCCAGUCCCUUGAAAUUGGAUCCCCUUCCAGUCACAAAGCAACGGUCGCGCCAAAGAUUAUCGCCAGGAGAAGCUCUUAAGAACGCAAAAUCUUCAAGUGCCCUUUCCACAGCUCUGGUAAAGGAGCAUCCCGAUGAAAAUAAUUUUGAAGAUAGUAAGCUGAGUUUCAAGCAAACCCCACAAAGUGUUGGGCCAUCUUCAUCUACAAGAAAUAGAAAAGAAAAUAAUCAAAAGAGUCCAGCUGUAGAAUAUACUACUGAACGCCGUGCCAAAGGCAUUGUUCGAAGGCUCGAGAGCGAUUCGAUUGAAGCUGAGGACCUGUUACCUGUCAAAGAUUCCAAGGACUUGGGACAUGAUAAGACAUUGGACGCACAACCAAGCCUACUAUCACUAGAUACGCAUUUGAAGAAGAUAAAAACGACUAGCUCAUCUUCUCCUUUACAUGACAAUAAUCAAAAACACAAGCAGGUCUCUGGGCCAAGCCAUCGUGAUACCCCAUCCAACAGAGAAAAUCAUAUCAGAUUUGCGCCAAGCACAUCCCACGCCCAGGAAGCCAAAGAUUCUCGAAGACGCCAAGGCUUCACAGGCUCUGAUUACUCCAAGGGAAAUAGCCCUAAGGAUCCACUUUCUCAGGUCUCACAUGAGGAAGACCUAGCAUCCUUGGCUGUGCUGGGGCAGGCCCUGGAAUCGCCUGUCGUAUCGAUAAAAUCGGCAAAGUCGGUAAAGUAUACCGAGAGACCUGAUGACCCGAUGAAACAUGAUUCAGGUAUAGAUUUUCAUGAGAAAAGAGAGGCGGAGAGACCAUUGAAGAAACCUAGCACGCCAAACUCUUUACGUCCUCAACUCUCUCGCCAGAAGGUUUCUGAUACACCAAAAUCCGCAAAGAUUCAUGGACACGAUGACCGGUCUGGCAUUAAGAGUAAUGUUUCGCGAAAGACCGAUUCUACCGCACCUGUCAUUACAACAUUAGUGGGGCCUAAGAUUGUACAGGCGAAAGGAGGACCUUCUCAUGAAACAGCUUCACCUGCUACCUUGUCAAAAGUAGCCUCGAUCAGAGAAAUGUUUCGAAAGCGGAAGUCCGACAGCCGAUCAUCAAAAUCAACGGAAGAUAACCACAAGAGUGAACCUUCUAGGCCAGUCACAGAGCAUCACCCAGAACCCCAUUCACGAAAAAUUCCCACUCCUGAGCCUACUCGAACGCCGAAGAAGGUCAGUGUUAGGGCCAUGGCAGAGAAAUUUGAUACAGUGAAGCCAACACCACCUCCUCUAUCGUCAUCAGCCCCAGUAAAAUCUGCUAUAUCAGUACCUAUAGCAACGUUCGACAAUCGGAGAGGUGAGGGUGUUGUUUCGCCUUAUACUAUCAAUCCGCCACCGUCGCCAACAAGAUCAAUUGCAUCGUUUAAAUCUGGAAAGUCUAUUCGUUCUUUCCGUAAUACGGGCUUAGCUCAGCGCUUUCAGCAAGCUCAAGAACAGUCAUCGCCCACCAAAAUGCAAGCUCCAAAGAGAGUCUUGAGAGAUUUCUUACAAGACGCUAUCCCACCACAAGUCAUACUUGAGAAUUCUCACGAAGACUCUGUAGCCUCGUCGAGACGUCCACUUUCUACUGCAAAUUCUCUCACCAUUCCACUGAAACCAGUGGGCCAUCAACCACCUAUGCCAGCUAGACAAGCUGGAAUGGAUGGCGCAUAUAGUAGUAUUGGCAAUUCUGAUAUUCUGUCUUUGACAUCAUCAGAAUUUGAAGCUGCACAUACUUUUCUACAAUCACAAUCGCAACUUGCUCACGAUGCAACGCUUUUCAAGAAUACUUUGGCUCGUGGUAACACCGUCUUACACUCGCAGAUACGCAGUCUCCAACAACAGGUGUAUGAGAAAACCGAACAGGUACGGCAGUUGCAACGACGAUUUGAAAUAAGAUCCAGCUCUGAUACCGAGCAUAUCAGCUUGACGGAACAAUUGAGAGAAUCGAGAGAGGAAGUAGAGAUGUGGCGAAGAAGGGCUGAAGCGGCGGAGAGAAAGGUGGAGCUGAUGGACAUUAUUAGAACUAGAAAUGAUUCGAGGAUGGAAGAGCAGCGAGGACUCACCUAUCAGGCUAAGGGUGUUCAAGCUGAAGAUGACAUUGUCUCACAUGGAAGGGGAUAUAGUGUUGAUGGUGGUACGAGGAAACUAAUUUUGAGACGGAGGAUGACUAGUGCGAUGAGCUCAGAGGAUAGCACUGGGAGCAAUGGAACUGUUGUUAGAGAGAAAGGUGGAAGAUAUGAGGAUGGAAGUGAGAUUUGUAUGGAUGUUAACACUGAUGGAGUUAUACAUAAUGAUUGGGCAAAUCAGACACUUUCCAUUAUGGAUGGUCUUGAAAGUUGGGAGGUUUGA